Molecule: messenger RNA, 999 nt
Organism: Alternaria alternata
Lineage: Eukaryota; Fungi; Ascomycota; Dothideomycetes; Pleosporales; Pleosporaceae
Exons: 1
Coding region: 244-843 (199 amino acids)
Source: RefSeq, a predicted model, not a curated record
GAGAGUUCAUGCUGGAUUCACUGGUUAAAGUCGCUACAACUAGCUUUGACAUUCAUCGCAAGUCCGCGCUCACUGGAAAGCAGGGAGAUUUACCGCCUGCUAUUGCCAUCGAUCAAGGUCUUCACUGACCACUCUAGCUCGCUAUCUCUCUCCCUCUUCCUUAUCUGCUGAUUGUACCUCUAUGGAAAAGUUGCGGACCUUGUUUAGGAUCCAUAAGCAGGGGUCCGGCGCUUCAACCCAACCAUGUACCACCACCUCUCCCAGCUUUCCUACAAACGCGGUCUAGAUGGAUACUUCCCCUGCUACACAACCCUCGACCACCUUCCCCACCAAGUCUACGCCCUCUACCUGCUCCGCCGCUGCGCCUACAUCAUCGCGCCCAUCAUGCGCCGACAUAGUUGGUCCGUCCCCAUGCUGCAUGAGCUCUCUCCUUAUUCCUCUUGCCACGGCAAAUGUCAGACUGUAGAGCGAACUACUAGACACGGAUCCACCAAAGCCAGGCAGACUAUUCCUCUGAACAUAGAAUUGCGGCUACGUGAAGAUGAUGAUCCCAGUUGUUUCAUUGCCAUCCAUCAUCUGACAAGGACGAUGUUGCACGAGCUAUCGCAUUUGGUGUAUAGACGCCAUUUGGUGGGCUUUUACAGGUUCAAUGCGCAAUUGCUGAGCGAACUUGUUAGGGACGUCGAGAAGGGGGAAUUAAGGAAGCGUGUAAGCUGGAAGAAUGUUCCCAACAGAAUUGCGGGAACGGAGGAGAUUGUUUGCACAAUGACCGGAGAUCUGAAGAAGAGUCUUGUGAACAUGAUUGCUGGUGGGAAGAAAGACCGACGCAGGUACUGGGAGUGAUAAUCGUAUAUAGCCUAGACGACUUCGAAACACGGUGCCUUUUCUUGGUCAACGGACGCUCGGUGAAGCGAAUCAACCAUCGAGACAAGACUUCUGGGUGGCUCUUGGGCAUCAGAUCGCUUAAUCGUGAAUGCCAUCGACUGAACGACUGUAUAC